AUGGAGCAUCGCUUGAAGCUUGUCAAGAACACUGGAGAGGCGGUCGAUGCAACCAGGUAUCGCAGUAUCAUUGGGAGUCUGAGAUAUCUGGUGAAUACACGCCCGGAUAUUGCCUAUGCUGUGGGUGUGGCUAGCAGAUUCAUGGAAGCACCUGGGAAGCAACACUGGGCGAUCAUCAGACAGAUUUUGAGGUAUGUUCGAGGCACACUGAACUAUGGUUGCCCAUACAAGGCAGGGAAAGGAACUGGUCUGACAGGGUUCAGCGACAGCGACCAUGCCGGCGAUCUGACAGACAGGAAGAGCACGACAGGUCUUGUGUUCUUCAUGGGGCCUAGUGUCAUCACUUGGAGCUCCCAGAAACAGAAGAUCGUGGCUUUAUCUUCCUGUGAGGCUGAAUAUAUAGCAGCAGCUACACAAGCUGUUUGGCUCAGAGAACUAGUUUCAGAGAUGCUUGGAACAGGGAAGCAGAAAGUACAACUCAAGAUCGACAACAAGUCAGCAAUUGAGGUAAACAAAAACCUAGUGCACCAUGAGAGGAGCAAACACAUUGACUUGAGGUAUCACUACAUCAGAGAAUGUGUUGAAGAAAGAAAAGUGGAGGUUGAGCAUGUUCGAACUAAAGAUCAGUUGGCUGAUAUACUGACAAAGUCACUUGGGCGUGCUAAGUUCACAGAACUCCGGUGCAGACUUGGGAUCAUUCAGGUCAAGUGA
This is a messenger RNA of Aegilops tauschii subsp. strangulata, 711 nucleotides long. Its product is annotated as secreted RxLR effector protein 161-like. NCBI's taxonomy places the organism in Eukaryota, Viridiplantae, Streptophyta, Magnoliopsida, Poales, Poaceae. The record is from RefSeq and is a predicted model, not a curated record.